AUGCUUGACCAUUUUAGCUUGAUUCAUGUUCCUCCCCUCUUUGUUGCCGCUGCAACCACUUUUGGGGGCUUGAUACCGUUCUUCAACGCCGAAUAUGCCAUCCUUGAGUUCGGCCUCCCCCAACGCAUCGCCAUCUCCAAGUCGGCUCAGUCGGUGAUGAUCCUUAGUUCAGGACGCGUCACUGCCAUUGGCCUAUGUCUUUUCUCUUUUUAUUUCCAAGGAAAAUUGGUCGAAUUUGAUACCGUUCUCCUGAUCUUGGGUGCGUACGUCGGCCUGGUCGAUGGCUAUGUUUGCAUGCUGGAGGGUGUGCCCAACAAAGCUAUUUUUCGCACAGCUUCAGGCCUGGCAAUUGCUGCAUGGGGCUUCUUUGGAGCCAACCCCCGCCAAAGCGGCGAGAAUUGUGACUACGAAGAAGAUCACGCAGGCCCAGAGAAGAGCCUCAAGAAAGAUGACCGCGAAGGGUACGAAACAGCAACCACAUCAAUAACCACACUAUUAACUGUACCAGAGUCAGUUCAUAAAUCAGCUCCAGAACCACCUCCGGAGCCAGUCCCCGAAUCGGCGCCAGAGUCCACUCACGCGCCAACUCGCGAACCAGCACUGGAGCCGGAUACGGUCGUUCCGACAGUUGAGCAACCCAUCGUCCAACGGCGAUUCGUGGAGGACAAUACACGGCUUCAGAAGGUGGCGAUCUUCUCGUAUAGUCAAGCCGCGCUCCGAGCCAUGUUGAAUCCGAAGAUGGGCUCGGAACAAAUUCGGGGUCACGAAGGAAUCCCUGGGAACGAGGCUACAGAUCGAGCAGCGAAGCGCGCAGUCAUGAUGGGUGCACGUCAACAAAUUAUACCUGGCGAUAUCAAGAAUUAG
Talaromyces amestolkiae is the source of this 864-nucleotide messenger RNA. RefSeq lists its product as uncharacterized. The coding region runs from base 1 to 864 and encodes 287 amino acids. NCBI's taxonomy places the organism in Eukaryota, Fungi, Ascomycota, Eurotiomycetes, Eurotiales, Trichocomaceae. The transcript is spliced from 4 exons. The record is from RefSeq and is a predicted model, not a curated record.